Colossoma macropomum (tambaqui) is the source of this 1322-nucleotide messenger RNA. It is a transcript of the gene cunh8orf82, whose product is annotated as chromosome unknown C8orf82 homolog. The record is from RefSeq and is a predicted model, not a curated record. The transcript has 3 exons. The coding region runs from base 146 to 814 and encodes 222 amino acids. Lineage: Eukaryota; Metazoa; Chordata; Actinopteri; Characiformes; Serrasalmidae.
UUUAGCGUCCUUAGAUUCCUCCCGGUGAAGAAAGCAGUGGGAACGCACCGCUUGAAAACAUUCCACAGAUUUUGGUUAGCGUUCAUUUUGCUACCCGAGACCAUGGCCUUAGCCAUUUAUAACCUGUACAGCUAACCUGUAAGUCAUGCUCUGCGGUCCUGUUAUGAGUGUAGUCUGUUGUGGGAGGAGAAACGGUACAUGGCUUCGGGUGGCUGUGCGCGUGACCGCGGUGUUUUGGCGAGAGAAGGCCUCCUACACGCAAGGACAGAGUCCGGAGGCGCGCAUCCGCGAGUAUUUCUACUACGUUGAUCAUCAAGGACAGCUCUUUUUGGAUGAUACCAAAGUGAAGAACUUUGUCACUUGCUUCAAAGAUCAACAGUUUCUUGUUUUCUUCUUUAAACAUCUGAAAGUCAAUCAGACUGGCCGUUACCAACAGCAUUUCCCCUUCGUCUCACUGUGUGGACGUGAGAGGAACUUCCUACGCUGUGAUGAUCUUCCAAUUGUCUACACUCACUUGUUGUCUGAGUCGGGCUGUCAGGAACGUCUGUCAUACUGUGGAGGCGGGUUUAAACUGACAGUUCCAUUCCGACCACAAUCCUUGUUCAUGCAUCCAGCCAGUGGUAGAGUGUACCACCCUGCUCCUGAGCAUGUAGGGGGUGUUGGAUUGGUACGCUCUGCACUGGCCAUAGAGCUCAGCCCUCACUUUCAGUACUCUUCAGGGCAGGACAACACUUCCCAGCCUACUCAUUUCCUUUGGGCCGGGCAGCAACACACACUGACCAAUGAGCUAUCCAAACGUUUCCUUCUGGAGUAGAAAGAAAUAUUAAGACAACUGUGGCAAAACUUUAUUCUCAAAUGCAGCAUUUUGAUUAACAAACUACGAUAGAUAAAGGGCUUGAUGUGUGAUUGUGUAUGUGCAUAUUUGGUCAUUAUUCAUAUCCACAUAUUUAUUUGAAAAACUGGGACUGUAUAUAGUAAUGUUCUAUGAGAAUGAGUCUUCCAUCAAGAUUAGUUCAUGCACAAUGGAUCAAAGCCUCCGCUUUGAUACCACAGUCGAUAACCUUGAUUUAAAUGGUUAAACCUUUUAAAAUACUAUUGAAACAAAUGUAUCUUGCAAACACUGCUACACAUGUCUGGAUCUCGAGGAAAGCCAUCCUUAUACAGUUAUACGAUCGAUACCAAACUCUAGCCUGGUUUAAAAACAAUAAUUACCCUGAAUCACCUAAGCUUGAAGUUUUAUUCUACUCAGUUAAUUCAGCCUAGGAUUAACAAAUAGGGAAUGUUUGUGCAUCUGUGCGUUACCAAUAAACUUGCUGAACACA